Molecule: messenger RNA, 699 nt
Organism: Aspergillus tubingensis
Lineage: Eukaryota; Fungi; Ascomycota; Eurotiomycetes; Eurotiales; Aspergillaceae
Product: major facilitator superfamily protein
Exons: 4
Coding region: 1-699 (232 amino acids)
Source: RefSeq, a predicted model, not a curated record
AUGCCCGGAGACGAGACUGAAGAACACUGGUUCAGAGUGAUAAACAACAGUGGUGCAGCACAGAAGUAUAUCUUCUUUGCUCCACCUCCCAGCUCCGACUUUUUGACUCCUGCCUGGAUUGCAAGCGACAACAUUAACAAUGAGACGGUCUGGGAUAUCCACACCACUGCGUACCUCUAUGCCGGAGUUGGAACACUCGAAGGGAACCAUGUCAAUAUUGACGAAAGUCAUUGGUGGGAUUCAGGGAUUAGACUCGGAGGCCCAGAAAUAUUCAACCUUGUCUUCGAAGAAGGGGGUCCCAAGCUACAGGAGACAGGAGGAAACGCCCAGUCUCCGAAUACCUUUACUGUCGUCACCAAGGACAUCCCAAACGAUGACAAGACCUACGUGGUUGCCUUUGGAAAACGUCAACAACCAGACGAUCCCGAAGACCUCGGACCUGUUCACGCGUGCGCAGCGAUUCCCGUCAAGCAAAACAACAGUCACCAUGUGACCCCUAUUAUCCAGCUUCAUGUCUCCAACAUCCCCACGACCCCGGGCGACCUGGUCGAUUAUGGUGACUUCAAAGAGAAGUCUGCACACAUCAACUUUGCAGGCCAUACUGAGGACGCAGCUCUCUGUACCGUUCUCCACAAAACAGGCGAGGACACUAAUGCUGUAUGGGACACUGCUUACGAUAACACACUCCCUGAAUUUUAG